CGUGCGCAGCAUGGAUUCGACGAUCCUUCGCAUCGACGCGCUCGAAAGCAGCUAGCCGAGCCUGGUUGCUCCCCGCGAAGACGCUGCUGUGUUUUCGCCGCCGCCAUUACCGCGGCGGGAAGAGUCUGCCUUCUGAGACAGCUGGAGGAGGCGGUGGUGACUGGAGUUACUUUACAGAAGGGGGUAUUCCACAUCCGAUUUCUGCGCUCGACAUGGCCAAUGUGCUUUGUAACAGAGCCAGACUAGUUUCCUAUCUCCCAGGAUUUGGCUCCUUGGUUAGGAGGGCUAUCAACCCCAGAGCUUUCUCAACUGCGGGCUCCUCGGGCUCUGAUGAGUCUCACGUGGCUGCUGCACCUCCAGAUGUAUGCACGCGAACAGUGUGGCCUGAUGAAACGAUGGGACCCUUUGGACCUCAGGAUCAGAGGUUCCAGCUGCCUGGAAACAUAGGAUUUGACUGCCACCUCAAUGGCACUGCUUCACAGAAGGCAAACCAGACUGCUAAAGCUUUACCUGAUGUUCUAGUGGAGCCCUUAUCCAGUGAAAGACAUGAGUUUGUCAUGGCACAAUACGUUAAUGAAUUUCAAGGCCGUGAUACACCUGUUGAACAAGAAAUCAACAGUGCAGAAACUUACUUUGAAAGUGCCAGAGUAGAGUGCGCGAUCCAAACGUGUCCAGAACUGCUGCGAAGAGAUUUUGAAUCACUGUUUCCAGAAAUGUCUAAUAGCAAACUAAUGAUUCUGACUGUAACACAAAAAACUCAGAAUGACAUGACUGUUUGGAGUGAAGAGGUGGAAACUGAAAGAGAAAUGCUCUUAGAAAAGUUCAUCAGUGGUGCUAAGGAAAUUUGCUAUGCUCUGCGAGCCGAAGGCUAUUGGGCUGACUUUAUCGACCCGUCAUCUGGUUUGGCAUUUUUUGGACCAUAUACAAACAACACUCUUUUUGAAACAGAUGAACGCUACCGACAUUUAGGAUUCUCCGUCGAUGAUCUUGGCUGCUGUAAAGUGAUUCGUCACAGUCUCUGGGGCACCCAUGUGUUUGUAGGAAGUAUAUUCACUAAUGCAACACCAGACAGCCAUAUUAUGAAAAAAUUAAGUGGGAACUAGCAAGAAUGUCAGUUUAUUUGCGGUACCGUUUGUAUGUAAUAGAUUGAUUGAUAAACUCUGUCAAGGACUCCAGUUUUAAAAUAUACUUAUUUGUAGGUAUUUAUUUUAACAUUUCUGAAUUAGCAAGAUUGACAAUUGAUUUGUGGUAUUUAAAUUUCCAAAUUCAUGUUGAGCACAUCCACAUUGCACAGAGUUUGGCGAUUAACAUGUAGUCUGGGUAUGGUCUCCUCUUACUCCUCCCCUUUAUUGGAAAAGCUUCAAUUUUAAUUAUUUUUCUCCAAAAAUAAAUCAUACUUUUGGUUAUGAUAAUGUGUUUUUUCAUUACAACAUUUUACUGAUUUUAAAGAUCCUUGAGAAGCUCCAAGAUGUUUUUGAAUAACACAGUUGAAAACUAUAAUCCAAAAGAUUUCCCCAUUUGUUAAACAUUCUAAUGCAGUCUUAUUUUUAAAUCAUGCAAAAGUAAUAUAAUAUGUCUUUAUGUAAAUAAAAAGUAUAUAAAUGCUACACAUGCAAAAAAACUAACUCCUGAGAUGACAGAUAAAUACAGUUUAUUUUCCA
Ochotona curzoniae (black-lipped pika) is the source of this 1661-nucleotide messenger RNA. It is a transcript of the gene MMADHC, whose product is annotated as metabolism of cobalamin associated D. Gene Ontology annotation, biological process: cobalamin metabolic process. NCBI's taxonomy places the organism in Eukaryota, Metazoa, Chordata, Mammalia, Lagomorpha, Ochotonidae. Bases 213 to 1103 code for a protein of 296 amino acids. The record is from RefSeq and is a predicted model, not a curated record. Gene Ontology annotation, cellular component: mitochondrion. The transcript has 8 exons.